Messenger RNA from Trametes versicolor FP-101664 SS1, 1342 nucleotides. RefSeq lists its product as uncharacterized. Bases 1 to 1167 code for a protein of 388 amino acids. Gene Ontology annotation, biological process: regulation of DNA-templated transcription; DNA-templated transcription. Gene Ontology annotation, molecular function: DNA binding; DNA-binding transcription factor activity, RNA polymerase II-specific; zinc ion binding. NCBI's taxonomy places the organism in Eukaryota, Fungi, Basidiomycota, Agaricomycetes, Polyporales, Polyporaceae. The record is from RefSeq and is a predicted model, not a curated record. The transcript has 6 exons.
AUGUCCGACAUCGAGUUCGUCAUCGAGGCGCCACAGUCCGCCCGCCAGAACAAGAAACGUCCACGGCUCGUGACCUCUUGCGACCACUGUCGCGUCAAGAAGAUUAAAUGCGUCCAGCAACCCUCCACGGGCAAAUGCGAGGCGUGCGCCACGGGGCGUCUCCCCUGCCUCUAUCGCGACCGCGAGCAGUACUUCGCAGAGAGGACUCGUAUGCUCUCGGGGGCCACCUCUGCCGUCUGUGACGCCUCAGAGGUCGAUCACAGCCAGGCCCAGCUAUCUGCUAUCAGCACAUCGAGUUCCUCGGGCAGCAGCUCUUCCCGCCCCUACACCCCCCCAAGCAGCGUAUCCCCAGCAACGACCCCCGAUCGCUCAUAUUCACCCACGCACUACCCGCAUAUGGACAUGAACGCCGUGGACUUCGAUCAAUAUCAUGCCUUCUCUGGUGGACUGGGCGAACAGGCUGUGCUGCCACAGACGUGGCAUGAUCCUGUACAGACGUCCCAAUGGUCACCGAACGGUGCCGGGACCCACCUCGGGCUCCAGACACCUUCGCCGUUCUCCUCGAACGGCCUCUUCGACCCCAGUGACCCGACCCAGCCUCAUCCGAAUCUCAUGAUGGACUUCGUGCCCGCCUUCUUUGACAAGUUCGGCGCAGCAUACCCAUUCCUGUCCUCGAGGAAUAUAUGCGACCAGUUCUUCCGCCGCAGGCUCUCGCCACUGCUAGCCAACAGCAUUGCGGCCUCCGCAGCCAGGUUCAGUACCGUGUCAGAAAUACAGCAGAUUGGACCGGCGAACGUUGCAAACGUGUACUGUCAGAUGGCGAAGAGCCUUGUUCCACAGAACGGAACACCCGCCAGCCUGGACGCGGUCCACGCUCUCAUUAUUCUGUCCUGCGUCGAAUACAAGCGCAGCCGGCAUGCAAUGUUUCUUGCAUAUGCUCGAACCGCAAUACGUCAAGCCACCGAACUUGGCAUUUCCGAAUCCAUGCCGCCGCCCCUCACGCACGUCCUCGACCCCGAGACGGCACACAUCCUCCAGGCGACGCUCCACAGUAUUCAGCACCUGCGCCGCACAAUCUCCGCGUCGCCCUUCGUCGCGCCCUCACCAGCACCUUCGGCCGGUACGAGCACCCGCGCGUCAUGGGGGCACCUCGGGCCACGGUGCUGACAUGCCACAGGUGCGCUAUUCUGAGGACGGCCUGGCGUGUCUCGGCGUGCGGGAUCCACGACGAACACGAGCACAUGCGCCUGAUAGCCGGCCCGUCCUCUCUCGCAGACGGUGCGCGACGCAUUCACCGGUCUCAAAGCCGGCUACGUCGGCCUAUGCACUACCUGCGAUCCCG